Messenger RNA from Sebastes umbrosus (honeycomb rockfish), 632 nucleotides. It is a transcript of the gene atg12, whose product is annotated as ATG12 autophagy related 12 homolog (S. cerevisiae). Gene Ontology annotation, cellular component: Atg12-Atg5-Atg16 complex; phagophore assembly site membrane; cytoplasm. The record is from RefSeq and is a predicted model, not a curated record. Bases 148 to 501 code for a protein of 117 amino acids. Gene Ontology annotation, biological process: C-terminal protein lipidation; autophagy of mitochondrion; nucleophagy. Lineage: Eukaryota; Metazoa; Chordata; Actinopteri; Perciformes; Sebastidae. The transcript is spliced from 4 exons.
AAGCGCAUUGACCAAUGGGAUUACGAGCCUUGGUGAUUGACGUUUCUGUGAGCCAAUAGAGAGCGACUACUUCUCUCAGCCAAUCACCUUGCUAGCUCGGGUCAGGUGGGCGGGACCCAUAAACUACCCGUCAGUGGUCGCCUGAAGAUGUCUGACAACGCAGAGUCUCCAGUAGAAACACAGAAAGAGGAGUCACAACCGCCAGCGGACGACUCCACGACAAGUGACGAUAAGAAGAAAAUUGAUGUGCUGCUGAAGGCAGUGGGAGACACUCCUAUAAUGAAAACAAAGAAGUGGGCAGUGGACAGGGUGAGGACGAUACAGUCCCUGUCUCAGUUCAUCUCUCGCUUCCUCAAGCUUGAUGGCACUGAGCAACUGUUCAUUUAUGUUAACCAGUCAUUUGCCCCCUCACCGGAUCAAGAAGUAGGGAUGCUCUUUGAUUGUUUUGGCAGCGAUAACAAGCUGGUUCUACAUUACUGUAAAUCUCAAGCCUGGGGUUGAACUGCUUCCUUCAACUCCAUUUCAGACCUCCCCCUUUUUCUUAAAUCCAUCCUCCAAACAUGCACACAAUGUUGUUUUUGCUUAUCAGUCUUUCUGUAUAUACAUAUUGUAAAUAAAUGAUUGUAACAAUA